UCGUGCAAGAAUAUCCCAAAUUAAACCGUCAAAACCACCCAAAACCCCCCAAACUUCCAUCCCUCCCUUUCCUCAGCCGUUUUCCGGUCACACUUAAACCUUUCACCUCUUUCUCUCCCCUGUUUCAAUCAACCGUCAAUGCCGGUUCUCCGGUCACGCGAAAUUCUUCCGUUACCAAACCCCUCUUCUUCUCCCAAGAAAACCCUAGGAAUUGGGAUUCUCGAACCUAAAACUCCUUCGAAAACCACCGAAUCUUUAACAAAUCAAACCAGUUCUACCACCAAAUUCGAGCCCGAUUCAGCACUAAUGUCGGCUCCGCCUCCACGCCGGAGUAGCCGUCUCGCUGCGAAGCCGACUCUGUCUGUUAGUCCCGCCACUAAGAGGCGGCGGAGUGGGAGUGUUGUUAAGAAGACGGAGUUUCAAUUGCCGGAAGUUGAAAACGUGAGUGUUGAAGAAAGUAGUGUUAGGGUUUCUGAUUUGGUGGUGGAAGGAAGUCCGAAGAAGGUGAGGAAGGUAGAUGAUUCUGAUUGUUUGGAAGUGGAAAACAGGUGUUUGAGCUUAAGGUCAGGGACGAAAGUAGUCAGAAAAGAAUCCGAAGAGCCCAAAAACGAUGCUGAAAAGGGUAAGGGUAAGGGAAAGGCUAUUUUGAUUGAGGAAGAUGAUGAUGAUUGUUUUGAGAUUGAGGGGAAAAUGGAGGAAGUGAAGAGCCCAAGAAGAAGGUUUAGUAAAGAAGAGAAAGGUAAAAGCGUAAUGUCAUCAGAAAGGUUGAGUAGAGAGGAGAAGGAGAAAGGUUUGAUGUCUGAAAUUGAUUGUGAGUUGGAUGAUGUUGAAUUAGAUUUAGCUGCUAACGUUGAUCUGGAUAGUGAGAUGAUGGUAGAUUUUUUGAAUAAGUUUGAUGUUGAUGUUGAUGUUGAUGUUCAUGAGAAUGUAUCUGUUAAUGAAACCAAGAAUGUUAGGGAUAGAUUUAAAGAUAUUGCUAGGAGAAAUGCUGCAAAAUAUGCUCAUUUCAAUGCGGAGGAAGAAGAAGGGAAUCAUGUAAACGAAGAGGAUGAAUCAGUGAGUGAUGAGGAUGAACCAGAAAUGGCAACAGAACAACCAACUGGGAAUGUUGAAGAUUGGCCUGGACCAUUUUCUACUGCCAUGAAAAUUAUAAGAGAUAGAGAAAAGAACUUGAAAAGUGGAGUAAAAAACUCGAGUUCUGAAAAAGGAAGAUUUCCAUUAGUUUCUUGGAUUAGGAAAGAAAGGGACCCCGAGUGCUGGAAGCGAGCCCCCCCUUCGUUGCAAAUUCUGUGCUUGAAAAUUCUUGAAGAGAAUGUUGAUGCAAUCACUUCUCUUGAGAGUGUACCAGAUGAAUUGAGGAACAGGCUUAGUCAGAUGCUUUGUGAUUCUAGGAAGAUGAAUCUACAUUUUCUCAGUCUUCUUCUUGAUGGGUCUCCUUCAGAGAUACACCUUGCAGAUUGUUCGUGGCUAGAAGAACACGCGUUUGAGAAAUCGUUUGAAGCUUGCAAUAUCAAGAACUUGAAGGUUUUACAACUUGACCUUUGCGGACAUUGUGUAUCUGACUCUUCGUUGCGGAAGGCCUUAGUACCAAAAGGGUUGAAAACAUUGACAACUAUCUCUUUGAAAGGUGGUUGCCGUAUUUCAGAUGCUGGGCUAGCUGAAUUGGUUGCAUCUGCCCCUGCUCUGAGAUCUAUGAAUCUCAGCCAAUGCUCUCUUCUGACUGACGUUGGCCUUGACAGCAUUGCUGAAUCACUGGGGUCGAUUUUGCAAGAACUAUAUCUUGAUGAUUGUUAUACUUUAGGUGCAAUGAGUAUUCUUCCUAAACUUAUGCGGCUGAAAAAAUUGGAACUGCUAUCACUCAGGGGUGUAGCCACUGUUUCUGACAAAUUUAUCAGAAAACUAAUUAGGGAGAAUGGUCAGAACAUGAAGGAGCUCGUUUUGGCUAACUGCAUAAAUUUGACUGAUUCUUCUUUGAAAGUCAUUGCUGAUACAUGUUCUCAGUUACGCGUCCUUGAUAUUAGCUGUCUGGGGAAGCUGACUGAUAUUGGCAUGGCUUAUAUCACAAAUGGUUGUCGUAAUAUUCAACAUUUGAAACUCUGUCGCUCUCCGUUCAGUGAUGAUGCUAUUGCAGCAUUCCUUGAAACUUCUGGAGAAUCUUUGAAAGAAUUAAGUCUUAAUAACAUCUCCAAGGUUGGCCAGAAUACCACCAUUUCUCUUGCUAGGCGUUGCAAAAACCUCGAGUUCUUAGAUCUUUCAUGGUGUCGUCUCCUUACAGACGAGGCACUGGGAUUAAUUGCAGACAGCUGCUGGUCUCUCAGGUUGCUCAAAAUUUUUGGUUGCACACAGGUUACUAAUAUUUUUUCGGAUGGCCACUCGAACCCACAUCUGCAUAUUGUUGGGAGGAAGCUGACUCCAAUUUUGGAACAUAUCAAGAGGCCAUUCCAACAAGAAUCAUUGUAUUAUCCCUCCGCGCCUGGUUUUUGAUUCUUGGAAGGGCGACCAUUCCCCUAAAUGUUAACUGGUUUUACUCAUUCUUAUGGCAAUUUUAUGACUUGUAUCUGUUGGUCCCUUCUACCUCCCUUUUUUGGUCAAAGACUGGACAAUAGUUAGGCUAUCGGUUGAUUUUGAUCAGAAAAAUGACAGUAUUAGCAUAAGCUGCUAACAUUUUUGUCAAUUUUUUUGGACGUUUGGCAGCUUAAUGUCACUUCUUUAACAGAGUAUGCAAAUGCUUCUUUCCGUUGUUUGAGUAUUUUUGUUCUUUUACUAUAAACAAGUGUUGGAUUUUCUGAGAUGUACAUGGUUUCGAUAGUAAUAGUUUAAUGGUCCUCUUUAAUGAGUACUCGAAUUUUGCAUUGA
Messenger RNA from Spinacia oleracea (spinach), 2856 nucleotides. RefSeq lists its product as uncharacterized. The record is from RefSeq and is a predicted model, not a curated record. Bases 139 to 2484 code for a protein of 781 amino acids. Gene Ontology annotation, cellular component: SCF ubiquitin ligase complex. Gene Ontology annotation, biological process: SCF-dependent proteasomal ubiquitin-dependent protein catabolic process. The transcript has 6 exons. Lineage: Eukaryota; Viridiplantae; Streptophyta; Magnoliopsida; Caryophyllales; Amaranthaceae.